CAACACGGAAGUGACGCGGGGUGCUCAAAAGAGUUAAGCAAAGCAUCUGGGAACAAAACAUCAGCUAGCUCCAGCUUCAUUUAACAGCAGAGACACAGAAGACAGUGCGGGCGGACGGUCAAGACAUUCAACACAGCUGCACAGCCAACAUGAAUCCAGUCUACAGCCCUACACCCACGGGGGUCCCCUUCACCAACACCAAGGGUUUAGGCUAUCCAGCAGCCGGAUUCCCUGUCGGCUACGCAGCUGCCGCCCCCGCCUACUCCCCCGGUGUUUAUGCAGGAGCCAACCCGGCCUUUCAAAGCAGUAAGGAUGAAACCCACCUGAGACCUUUCCACCGUACGACCCUGUUCUACAGCGGGAACUGUCCAUAUUCUCCAGGUUACGCUCCUGGCACUCCCUUCAAAAUGUCCUGCUCUCCCAACACGGGGACGGUCCCACCGUACUCCUCCUCACCCAACCCGUACUCUGCUGCUGUGUACCCGGUCAGGAGCACCUACGCCCAACAGAACCCCUAUGCACAGGCGUUAAUACCGUCACAGCAGCAGGGCACCUACUACACGCAGCCGCUAUACGCUGCCCCGCCGCACGUCAUCCACCACACAACGGUGGUCCAGCCCAACGGGAUGCCUGCAGCGGUGUACGCCCCGCCCAUCCCUCCGGCCCGCCCCAACGGUGUUGCCAUGGGGAUGGUAGCCGGCACGACCAUGGCCAUGUCAGCUGGAACGCUGUUGACGACUCCGUCCGCCCCACACGCCGUCACCAUGCCCACAUACCGGACCCCCGGCACGGCCAGCUACAGCUACGUGCCCCCGCAGUGGUGAAAAAGCUCGCCACGUCAGCCGACGGUAGAUAUGCAUUCACACUCGACUUCAGUGUUUCCUGCUCUUGGUGGCGACCUGCCAAGCAGCGUCUGCAACCAGUUACUCUUCUUCCAGCAUAAUGUGAAUUAAAAACCCAACUAUGUAGAAAGAGGUGUAUUUGGAUAGGGAGGUGGAGGAAGAAUAGCUCCACCCCCCCUCUUUAACAGCAUAAGGCUGCAUUCCACCCCUCCUCUUCCUCCCUCCAGCGCCAGCACCUCCACAGCCUGCUGCAUAUCUCACAUAAAGCUGCAACGCCUCCAUGCAAACUUUCUUCUUCUUUGUUUAUUUUUUAUUUUUUUGUGGACUGGUUUUUAUAGCUUAAACUAAAGUGUUGGAAAGGGAGUUCGGACUUUCUUCUUCUUCUUUUUUUGUUUUAGGGGUUUUUCCUGUUGAAUGCAUGUGUGUAAUUAUAGAUAUAUGAAGUAACGCUAGCUCAACCUACCUGCUGUGAGAGAUGAAAUCAACACACGUCCAAAAGAAAUCACAAAUAUAAAAGGUAGACGUCAUUUGCCGUAACGCUAAAGCACCACAUUUUUAAAUGUGAAGAAGUAAAAGUAGACCUGCAUAACCGAGUUCAGACCAAACCAUUGUUUUCUUUGUAUUUAGAUCUGGGUUUUUUUUUGUUUUCCCGUCUUAUGGUCUAUGUAUUUUAGGAAAAAGAUGGGCGGUUGUGCCUCUUAUGGAUUCCCGCACCUCAUCAUUUCAGUUUUCUUUUUUCUUUGUUUUCUCCCGCCCUCUUAAACAUUUAUUUUUUUAUUUUAAAGCGUCCCGUGAAGCAGCUCCUCAUCAGAUGUUGGCGGUAAAACUGUCUAGAGGGAGGAAAGGAUUUCCUCCCAUCCAGGAAAAAAAAAAAAACUGAACGGAUGAGCUGAAAAAUCGGUUUUGUGUACGCCGUGUACU
This is a messenger RNA of Oryzias latipes (Japanese medaka), 1763 nucleotides long. Lineage: Eukaryota; Metazoa; Chordata; Actinopteri; Beloniformes; Adrianichthyidae. The record is from RefSeq and is a predicted model, not a curated record.